Messenger RNA from Cercocebus atys (sooty mangabey), 4638 nucleotides. RefSeq names its product post-GPI attachment to proteins 2 (gene PGAP2). Lineage: Eukaryota; Metazoa; Chordata; Mammalia; Primates; Cercopithecidae. Gene Ontology annotation, cellular component: endoplasmic reticulum membrane; Golgi membrane. Bases 2792 to 3739 code for a protein of 315 amino acids. The record is from RefSeq and is a predicted model, not a curated record. The transcript is spliced from 7 exons. Gene Ontology annotation, biological process: GPI anchor biosynthetic process.
AUCUAACAUGCUAAACUCAGGUAUCCAGAGCUCUUACGGCUGCCCGCACGCAGCCGAAAUUAGUGGGGGCAGUCCCGGGCUGUAAAGCAUAGUUUGAGGAUACACCAGAUUGAGGGGCAGAGCCACGGGUCGGGGUCUCCAGAAGCGGGGAGGAGCCACCGGAGGAUCUGGGCGCAGUUUCCUCUCUAAGUUCCGCCCCGAGAGCGCCGGCCCCGCCCCCGCCGUUCGCGCUCUGACCAGCCCGCAGAGUCAGCCCCCGACCCCGGGCCGCCUGGGCCCCAGGGUUCCGCCGGCAAUCUGGCCACCACCGCGUGGGAACUGCUGCUGUCUGGACUUGCCGAGCUGGCCCCCGUCUUCUCCCUCCCCAGCAUGGGGCCGGGUGUGCAGGGGUUGAGCUUUCCCUUCUUUAUUCCAUGGGGCCUCCUGGUCAGGAGCCCUAGGUGGGGAGGAUGGGGCCCCAGGGUUGGAACCCCAUAGACUAGUUUUGAAUGGCAGCUCUGCCAUUUAUUAGCCUUGGCCUUGAGUGUUUUGAACCUCCCUGAGCCUCAGUUUCCUCAUCUGUAAAAUGGAAAUAUACAGGCUGUAGCACCUACCUCAUAGAAUUAUGGUGAGGAUUAAAAGAGACAAUGUGUAUCAAGUACAGAGCAGGGAGCCUAGUAUUCCGUAGGCACUCAGUAAAUGUGGGUUCAGACUCCAGGCUGAGAACAUCUCUAGGGACUUUGGAGCUGAGGUAGCUCCAAAGAAAGCGAUUUUCAGCUAAGUAGUACCUGUGAGGAAUGUAGAGCUGUCUGCAGACUGAACAAUUGCCCUUCAGCUCCACCGUGAGGUGUGGAGUAGAAUGACCAAGUUGGAAGGACCUUAGAGGUAAUCUAAACCCUGUGAUUCCCAUGUUGCCGAACUGUGGAAACAGAUCUAGAGUGGUUAAGUGGCUUGCCAAAGGUCACACAGCUAAAUGGGAGGCCAGGCAUACCUCCAAGAAUUGGAAUGGACUGUCCCUUGAACCUCCUCCUCAACUCCUGAUUUGGGCAGUGCCUCUUCAUUCCCUGAAGAUCUAGUUUUCAAUUUGGGAAUCCUAGUGGUUCCUCAGAGAUCUAGAGCUGCAAGCUUCAGGGAUGGAUGUUGGGAGGGAAGACUAGUGCUACUGCAACUUCAGAGUCUAGUUUUGGGCUGAGUGAGCAAGAUGUUCCCCAUCUAGGGCCUUAAGGGACUCAGAGUCCAUUUAGGGAUGAUCCAGGGAAUGUUUUUUUUUUUCCUGGGAGGGUCACCAGAGCCACUUCCAGCUCCCUGGGGAGAUCCCUGAUGCUCCUAAAAGGGAGAGAGGAACUUGAGCAAUUGGAGCAGGCUGCCUGAUCAGGCCUGGCAGCUGGGGGAAAAUGGGUGAGAAUGUGGAGGCGUAGCCACCUGGCUCGUUCUGGAAUGCCAGGAUGCCAACCUAACUGAGAUCAAGGUUCUUUUUGAGGGUGGGACUAAAGGGAGAGUCUUGUGGGUGGGGCCAGGAAGAGUUGGGACUUGAUUUGACAAGGCCUUUGAGCCCAGAAGGGUGUAUUCUUUAUGUGUCUGGAGCCAGCCCUAGCUUGGCAACAAGCAGCCAGCAUUCCAGGGAUGGCUUUCUCUCCAACUCAGCAUAGGGCUUUGAGGAAGAACCUUUCUCUCUCUCUGAGUGUCUUGGUUUCUCUAUCUUUACAAUGGGAAUAGGGCUAACUGCCUCAUCUAUGUAGAAUUUGGUUUUUCCUUUUUUUCCUCCUGUGAACAGGCGCCUCUUCUGCCUCUCUCACUCCAGUCCUAACCUGACCUUUCUGUCUCAAGCUCAGACCCAGAGAGGAAGGGGUCAAGGAAGGCCAGAGUUGCAGUGUGUAACUUUUUGUGGGUCCCACAUGUAUCUCUUUGUUAUGUGAUCCUGAGAAGAUUCCUGCCCUAACUUUCCCUUCUGUACACUGUGGGGAGCUGAGCUAGGAUUGUUGGUAUACACUUAUUUGUUAUAGUUCCUGACCUUAGCUACCCUUAUCUAAGGGGGAAAUCACAGUCCCUAGGAACCCUCAUCUGUUCACAGGAGGGUGGUGUGGACAGCCCCCUGGGCACUGGGGAGCCUCCAGAAGCUGACCAAGCAGCUCUCUCCAGCAAACAGCAAGCCCAGGCUAGCACCAGACCUGAUUCUGCAAAGCCUUUCAUUCUCGGGGCACGUGAGAGAGCAGGUUGGGACAAGCAGAGGGCUCGGGUUUCUGUCAGCUUCCAUGGAAUCCCUGCCGCUGUGGACUGCGGUGCAGGCACACAGAGCACACAGAGCCUGGGAAGGGACUGAAGGUGUGGGAGGGCCCUGGGCCAGUGGGGAAGCAAUGAGAGCUGAUGACAGGCCUUGAAGCCUGGAGGCUGGGCCUGAGGCUCAAAGACCUGGGGGAGGAGAUGGGCCAUUCCAUCCACUGGUAGGUUUUAGGGUUGGUUCUUGAAAUAAGUAGAGAUACUUAAAGCAACUUCUCUAGUCCUAGGCCUGUCAAGCUAGGCAGAGAGGAGUGAGGAGAAGCUCUCCCAAUCCAUUCAAGCUUUAUCCUAGCACAGAUUUGGUUCAUUGUCUUCCCGCUGAAAUUGAGGUGGAAUGUUGUCUUUCAAUUCUGAGUCAGUCUUCCUCAUCCAGGGCAGGAGCUAUCCAAGUUUAGGCAACUUCCUCCUCAUACUCCCCACCCCAUGGCACACAGCUAAUUUUAGGACUGAGCACAAGGGCUGACUUCAUCACUGAGUCCCAGCCUUGCUGCCUGGGGCCCUGACAGCAUGCCACUCCAUCCCCAGGUCUGACAAGAUGUACCAGGUCCCACUGCCACUGGAUCGGGAUGGGACCUUGGUACGGCUCCGCUUCACCAUGGUGGCCCUGGUCACAGUCUGCUGUCCACUUGUCGCCUUCCUCUUCUGCAUCCUCUGGUCCCUGCUCUUCCACUUCAAGGAGACAACGGCCACACACUGUGGGGCCUCGCCCUACAGGAUGUUCUCUGCGGCCUCCCAGCCUUUGGACCCCGAUGGGACCUUGUUCCGGCUUCGCUUCACGGCCAUGGUCUGGUGGGUCAUCACUUUUCCUGUGUUCGGCUUCUUCUUCUGCAUCAUCUGGUCCCUGGUGUUCCACUUUGAGUACACAGUGGCCACUGACUGUGGGGUGCCCAAUUACCUGCCCUCGGUGAGCUCGGCCAUCGGCGGGGAGGUGCCCCAGCGCUACGUGUGGCGUUUCUGCAUCGGCCUGCACUCGGCGCCUCGCUUCUUGGUGGCCUUCGCCUACUGGAACCACUACCUCAGCUGCGCCUCCCCGUGUUCCUGCUAUCGCCCGCUCUGCCGCCUCAACUUCGGCCUCAAUGUCGUGGAGAACCUUGCAUUGCUAGUGCUCACUUACGUCUCCUCCUCCGAGGACUUCACCAUCCACGAAAAUGCUUUCAUUGUGUUCAUCGCCUCAUCCCUCGGGCAUAUGCUCCUCACCUGUAUUCUCUGGCGGUUGACCAAGAAGCACACAGUAAGUCAGGAGGAUCGGAAGUCCUACAGCUGGAAACAGCGGCUCUUCGUCAUCAACUUCGUCUCCUUCUUCUCGGCGCUGGCUGUCUACUUUCGGCACAACAUGUAUUGUGAGGCUGGAGUGUACACCAUCUUUGCCAUCCUGGAGUACACUGUUGUCCUAACCAACAUGGCGUUCCACAUGACGGCCUGGUGGGACUUCGGGAACAAGGAGCUGCUCAUAACCUCUCAGCCUGAGGAAAAGCGAUUCUGAACCCUUCAGUCCUGCUUGGGAGGAGGAAGCCCACUGCCCAGAAACAAGAAACAAGAUACCAUUCUGGCCUUCCCCACCCUACAUCCUCUCUUGGCCUUACUGAAGAUGGGGGAAGGGUAAGAAGGAAGGGCAUAGGCCAAGGCUCACCCCAGUGCUGCUGGCUUCUCCUCUCCACCCCUCAUAUGGGCAUGGGGUCCUCAAGCAACAUCACCUUUACCUGAGAGGCCCCAAGAAGCUGAGCUGGCAGAGAGCUCCACCAUUUGGUGCUAAAAAAACGUCCUGAGGUUCAUGACCACCACCCACUUUCUGGCCUUUACGUAGUCAUCUUUCACUGAGGUCAGGAGCCCCUGAGCAGUUGCUGCUCCCUGACAACCACAGCCAUUUCUCUCCACGGGGUCAUUCACAGGACUAAUGUAUUUCAUGAUCUACUGUGCACAUCCAGGCCUGUGGCCACAGUCCCCUGCUAAAGCUGCUCAGGUGUUCUAGUCCUGACUUCACCUUUUUGAUGUGGUGUGCGCCCUAUGGUAUGUACCCUUCCCUAUCUGAGCCUCAGUGUGUCCAUGUGUCUGAUGGGGGAUGGGUGGGCUGUAUGAUUUCCAAGGGCUCUACCAGUCAGUGGUUCUGAUGUCAUUGGGUGGAGGUGGUGUUUUGUACCUAAAGGAUGACCUGCUCCAGAAACAGCACCAGCACACCAUGUAUUUUCUUCUCUCUUCUGAAAGUUCUGGCUUAUAGACCCCUCCCCUCCUUUGCAAAGGUAUGGGAUAGAGGGGUCAGAUGCAGAUUUCUACUGUAAAAUGGGCUCUCUGGUAUCUCCUGUCUUCCCUACUGCUCCAAACCCUAAAUUUUGGUUGUACGUUUUGUUUUAAAGGAAAAUAAAUUUUUUGGGGGGGCCAACAGUC